Molecule: messenger RNA, 1829 nt
Organism: Babesia bovis T2Bo
Lineage: Eukaryota; Apicomplexa; Aconoidasida; Piroplasmida; Babesiidae
Product: OST-HTH Associated domain family protein
Exons: 4
Coding region: 9-1823 (604 amino acids)
Source: RefSeq, a predicted model, not a curated record
AUCUCAUAAUGUUCCUCCAUUUGACAUCCUUCGCAAGAAGCAGACUUAUGAAGAAUGAAAUAGCUUUUACGAAAUAUAGGUGGCGACUUGAUUUUCACUUGUUAACUAUGCACCGGAAAGAUUGUCAUCACGGUCUGCCUAAAGACCACAAAUCGACCUCCGAGAAUUUCUACACUUGGCUAGAAAAAUAUAAUCAAAGCUUUAAUAAUGAUCAUUUGAAGAGUGUAUAUACCUCAAAGAAAGCCCAGGAAGAAUGGAAACCAAGAACGCGAGAAGAGCAUAACAGAAAUAAAAAUAUUGCAGAUAGCUCCUUCAGCAACCAGCGAAUAGAAACCGCAUUGAAAAUAUCACCCCAACCAUACAACAUUAAGGGCGAAUACAGGCAAAAUAACCGCCAGCAUUCCAGAGAUAAGGUUAACAGUGAUACAAACAGGGGAUUUGAUUACCGUUUCCACGAGCGUGAUGCCACCCGAUUAAAUAAUACCUGUAGCUCAAAUGUGACAAUGGAGCGCCGUGGCGGUCUUACCUGGAUACGAGGCUCCAAUGGAGUAUUAAUACCUUAUAUCGAGAAUACAUGGUUACAACAGAUGAUAACCAAACUAGUUUCCGAUUCAGAGUCACUGUGGCAAUUUAUGAACACUUUGAAGACAACACUGAUGGAAUCCGUUUUGUUUCUCUAUAGCGAAGGUAUAAAACCUUAUUUGGGGGAUGUUGCAAAUCAGAUGAAGCGUUCCAUUGCAGACAAUUUUUGGAGUGCCUCUGAGGUUGCGUUUGUAUCUCUUCAUUGUCAAGACACUGUAGAUCUUAGGACAGAGCUUCGUGUUAAAGGAGAGAUGGGUUGGGUUGUUUACCUUCGCGAAAAACCUCCAGGCUUUUUAGGUUUCGUUGACACUCACAGUACAGUGGAUCCGUAUUCCAACUAUCAUUGGCGUGCCCUGAACAAUUUUGCAGUGGAUAUCAUGAGAGCUUGCAAAGCGCCUGUUAAGAAUGAUAAUGAAGCCAGCGAAGGCCUGGUAUCAUUCACGGGAGGUCGCUAUGCUUUUGCGGAGCGUUUGCGCGAGGAGGUACAUGCUUUCCGAUCAAUGCGUUUGGGAGAGGUUGUUCAUCUUGUACAGUUGGCUAUAUACACUGGUGUGUUUGUGUAUGCUCAAAGAAUACUUCUUCCGGUGACUGCAUGUGAAAAGACAGCCGAAGAAAUGUUUCCCAGGAUGAAAAAAGCAAGGCACCCUAUUUGCUCCUCUCUGGAUGAGGUACGCAGAAUAAUUUCCUUGUUAGUGGACAACCGUAAACAUGGUCUUGUUUUAGCUCAGCUUAAACAACAGUUUUUGAUGCAGUUUAAUAAAGAGCUCAAUCCAAUAACGUUUGGCUUCCGUAAAUUGCAGAAUCUUCUUCUUUCUAAUCAUUUCAACAACCAGUAUCAGUUAUUCGUUCCCAUAGACAGUCCUCAUCGAACCCAUAUUCAACACCGUAGGUAUACUAUACCUCUUGGAUGCCGUGCAUUCCAACAAUCUAAAAUUGUUUUUGAUCCGAAUAAAUUCUGGUCACCACUGGAUGAAUGGUAUGAUGAACCUUUCGAAUCACUAAAUGAUCUUCCCGCUAACAUUCAAGCUGCCCUUGAAGAUGUUUUGGCUGACGAAGAUGAGUAUUGUACAAAAUCACCUUCAUCCAAGCCUACUAUGUCGGCAAGAAGUACUACAUACGAGUCUGAAAUAGGCACCGCCCGAUCUGCAUUAUCAACCGAACUUAGCGAGAACUACGUUGAACCCAAAUUCAGUUUGAGAGAUUACUGUAGCUUUGAUCUCAUGGAUGAUCAUAUUCGUUAAAUCUUU